Molecule: messenger RNA, 1674 nt
Organism: Cyphomyrmex costatus
Lineage: Eukaryota; Metazoa; Arthropoda; Insecta; Hymenoptera; Formicidae
Exons: 9
Cellular component (GO): cytosol
Molecular function (GO): protein binding; GMP kinase activity
Source: RefSeq, a predicted model, not a curated record
UUUCAGGAUGCAUACACCUUACGCUUCGUAGAUCUAAAGUUCAAUAGAAUCACUGAUUUAAUGGAGGUAUUAAAUUUGAAAGGCUUGAUAUUUGAGGUUGACUUUAGAGGCAACAUCUGCACAAAGUGGCCCAAUUAUCGGAAUGUAUUGAUAUCUUCUAUAUCAAGCGUUAAAUUCAUUGACGGCGUUCAGGUCUUUCCAGAAGAAAAGGUGACAUCGGCUAUGCUGUUUGCCUCGCCAUUGGACUUGAUAGCUGCCCGUAAAGUAGCAAAAUUAACUUUACUAGAACAUUUAAAUAUUAAUAAGAUAAAUGCUCACGUUCAACCGUAUGAUGAAAUCAGCCCUCCUUUGAUGAUACUCACAGGACCGUCGGCGCUGAAGAAAAUGACACUAGCCUUACAUGUGGCUCAAACAAUUCCCGAUAAAAUAAAAUAUUGUCUUUGGCAUACUACAAAAGAGAUCUGCGAAGACGAUGACGAACGUAAAGCGUACAUUCCUGUAAACAGGGAAGAGUUUAAUGAUAUGGCACGGCGUGGCGAAUUUUUAGUGAUUCUGGACCUCUUGGGCGAUAGUUAUGGAUUUCAUGUAAAUCAGAUCAGUCCAUUGAUAUCUGAACACAAAAUUGGACUUACUCAAAUGAAUCUAUACGCAGUUACUGAAAUUUCUAAACGAUAUCCGAACGUAAAAGCGAUCUUGGUAUUUACACAAAGUAUCGAUCUUCACAAAGAUUGGAUACAAGAGAAAUUUGACGUUUAUACGUGGAUUAAAGAUAGUGUAGAAAAUUUGUUGGCCGUUAAAAUAGGCAAGCAUCGUGAAGAAGAAACAGAGACCGCUAGUUGUAUAUUAAACUUUAUCGAAGAAAUUUUGAAUGAGAUAAUGAGCCGUCUAGUAUUUCCAAUUUACGACAUCUCCGUGAGACCACAAGGAGACGGGGCUACAACAACCGAUAUAAUAUUACAAAGUAAGACGAUGUUACCGAAAGUUGUAUUGCGAAGGAGUGAAAUAGCAUCACAGAAAAAAAAGUGCAUUACAGAAACGAAAAAUGAAAAAGAUAUAAAAUCGUUCGAUCAAUUGUCAUCAGAAGAAAAAAAACAAACAUCGGAAGAAUUAAAAGUAUUAUUGGAUGAGGAAUCGAAUAUUAUUAUCGAUGAUAAAGAGACAAAACGUGAAAAGCAUAGGUCGAAAAUGUUGCAACGUCGAAUUAUAUUGAUGAUGGACAUGCCUGACCAGUUUGAUAACGAUAAUUUCAGCGAAUCAACAUCUUCCGAAGAAAUAAUGGACAUUCAUCAAGAAACGAUAACGUACGAAGAAAAAGCAAAAGUAUUAAAAAAUAUAUAUAUAGAACUUGUUAUAAAAAGUAGGAAAUUGUACUUGGACUACCACGAAAGCCAUCCUGGCUUCUUUACUUUAGUGCUACUUAUGGAUGAUUACAUGGAAGCUUUUAAUUCGUUAAUUAACUUCAUUCAUGAAUCGUAUACAAAUCUGCCUUACAGAAAGUCAAUCUUCUUAUCAGAAAUGCAGCAUUUUAAACAUACGGCUAUUCCCGUUGUGCUUGAAAGUAUCGUUAAUAAGAUCAGAGAAAAUUUAUCAAUAUCUAAACUCCAACGCAGAAAAAUAUUAAAAUUGCAGGAGAUUGAUUGUCCUUCUCAAAAUAAUGAUCGUGAUAAACUAUAA